GAAGCAGAAGAAAAGUGAGAAAUAUGGCUGCUACCCUGUGUAUAAACGCAGUCGUUAGGUUUACGAAAACGAUUUAGUUAUUUUCCUGAAAGCUAUAAGCUCUGUAGUUCCACAGUAUGUUCUAGUCAUUAGAGUACUAUGAAAUAAUGGCUUUUAUUUAGGAGGUCUUGGAUUUUUACUCUCAAGGGAACACGUAGCUAUUUGUAUUUUGCCGCUUUUAUUGCGACAAGCUAACAUUAGCUGCUCAGACUGAGAUUAUGGAUGACGAUGAUGUGUCCAUGCAUAGGCUGGAAGGGGCUGAGCCAGGUGCUCAAGUGGGAGGUCUGAUAGUAAAGAAGAAGAGUGCUGCUUCAGAGCCUCAUGUUUUUCGGGCUCCUACACCACGCACCUCUCUGCUGGGCUUAGACCUGCUGGCUGCACAGAAAAGGAAGGAGCGUGAGAUGAAGGAGCAGGAGGAGUCUAAUGGUGAUGAAAGAAACAGAAAGAAGUCAAAGGUUUCAUCCUACAAAGACUGGGAGGAAAAUAAGAGUGACUCUGGGUCUGAUGAGGAGGACGAUGAUAAGACUACAAGCACUAAAAAGGAGAGAAAGUAUCGUGUCACCGGCUCUGAGACUCCCUCCAACCCAGGAGGUGUUAGCGAAGAAUUUAGAAAGCGACAUGAGCAGCGGGAGAAAGACAGGCGUGAACAUGGAGUCUAUGCCUCCUCCAAGGAGGACAAGAACAGAGAGCGAGACCGGAGCAGAGAUAAAGGAAGGGAGCAACGGAGUGAGAGAGAUGAUCGAGACGGCAGGCACAGUAGGGGCAGCAGCAGCAGCCGGUUGGAUCGCAGUGAGCGGACUGAGCGCUCACAGCAAGAUGGCUGGUCUGAACGCAUCAGUAGAGGGAGCAAGAGAGAUGAACCUGCAACACCACAACAUCGUCCUCGAGAUGGCUUUACACCUUCCCGAUCUAACUGGGAAGAAGACGAUAGUGGUUAUGCCAGUUCAAGGCAUUCCCAGUGGGAGUCUCCAUCUCCUGCCCCCUCUCACAGAGAGUCAGAUCGUUCUGAAAGAAGCCAUCGCGUUGGGCGAGAGAGUGAGAGGAGGGACAGAUCAGUCAGAGGCCGUUACACUGACGACACACCCCUGCCCACUCCGUCCUACAAGUACAACGAGUGGGCCAACGAUAGAAAGCAUUUAGGCUCCACGCCUCGUUUGUCACAAGGAAAAGGCAGAAGAGAUGAAGGGGGAAUGGUGUUUGAUGAUGAAGAGGAGAAAGAACAGUGGGAGGAGGACCAAAAGCAAGCUGACAGAGACUGGUACAUGAUGGAUGAAGGCUAUGAUGAGUUCCACAACCCUUUCACUUCCACCUCUGAUGAAUAUGUGAAGAAGAGAGAGCAGAUCCUUCAGAAGCAGACUCAGAAAAGAAUAUCUGCACAGAAGCGACAGAUCAACGAGGAUAACGAGCGGUGGGAAACCAACCGUAUGUUGACCAGUGGCGUGGUGCAAAGGCUGGAGGUGGAUGAAGACUUUGAGGAAGACAACGCUGCUAAAGUUCACCUGCUGGUUCACAAUCUAGUUCCUCCGUUCCUGGAUGGAAGAAUAGUCUUCACUAAGCAGCCUGAGCCUAUCGUCCCUGUGAAAGACCCCACCUCUGACAUGGCCAUCAUCUCUCGAAAGGGAAGCCAACUGGUCCGUAAACAUCGUGAGCAAAAGGAACGCAAAAAGGCUCAGCACAAACACUGGGAAUUGGCAGGCACCAAGUUAGGCGAUAUAAUGGGUAUCAAGAAGACGGAGGAUGAAGAACCUGGGGGCAAAGUGGUCGGGGAGGAUGGCAAAGUAGACUACAGGGCUGAUCAGAAAUUUGCUGAGCACAUGAAGGAGAAGAGUGAAGCCAGCAGUGACUUUGCUAAGAAGAAGAGCAUCCUGGAGCAGAGACAGUACCUGCCCAUCUUUGCCGUUAGGCAACAACUUCUCAACAUCAUAAGGGACAACAGCAUCGUCAUUGUUGUUGGGGAAACCGGCAGCGGUAAGACCACCCAGCUGACUCAGUAUCUGCAUGAAGAUGGUUACACUCGCUAUGGGAUGGUGGGUUGUACUCAGCCCAGAAGAGUGGCGGCCAUGAGCGUGGCCAAAAGAGUCAGCGAGGAGAUUGGCACCAACCUCGGAGAGGAGGUUGGGUAUGCAAUCCGUUUUGAGGACUGCACUUCAGAGAAGACGAUGAUAAAGUACAUGACCGACGGCAUUCUGCUCAGGGAGUCCCUACGGGAGUCGGACCUGGACCACUACAGCGCCGUUAUAAUGGACGAGGCUCACGAACGCUCCCUCAACACAGAUGUGCUGUUUGGGCUCCUGCGGGAGGUUGUAUCCCGACGAACUGACUUGAAGCUCAUUGUGACCUCCGCCACCAUGGACUCAGACAAAUUUGCAGCGUUUUUUGGCAAUGUGCCUAUUUUCCAUAUUCCAGGAAGAACCUUUCCAGUCGACAUAUUGUUCAGCAAGACCCCACAGGAGGACUAUGUGGAGGCCGCGGUGAAGCAGGCACUCCAGAUCCACCUCAGUGGGAUGAUGGGAGACAUUUUGAUCUUUAUGCCUGGACAGGAAGAUAUUGAGGUAACAUCGGAUCAGAUCGUGGAGCGUUUGGAGGACUUGGAGAACGCUCCUCCUCUGGCUGUGCUGCCCAUUUACUCACAGCUUCCAUCCGAUCUCCAGGCUAAGAUCUUCCAGAAGGCUCCAGAUGGGGUUAGAAAAUGCAUUGUCGCCACAAACAUCGCAGAGACGUCCCUCACCGUGGAUGGGAUCAUGUUCGUGGUGGAUGCAGGGUAUUGCAAACUAAAGGUUUUCAACCCUCGCAUUGGUAUGGAUGCUCUCCAGGUUUAUCCCAUCAGUCAGGCUAAUGCAAACCAGCGUUCUGGCCGAGCAGGGCGUACAGGACCAGGCCAGUGUUACAGGCUUUACACUCAGAGUGCUUAUAAGAACGAGAUGCUGACCACCACCAUACCAGAGAUCCAGAGAACCAACCUGGCCAAUGUGGUCCUGCUGCUGAAGUCUCUGGGUGUUCAGGACCUGCUCCUCUUCCACUUCAUGGAUCCACCACCCGAGGACAACAUGCUCAACUCCAUGUACCAGCUCUGGAUCCUGGGAGCUCUGGACAACACAGGUGCUCUGACCCCAACAGGGCGUCUGAUGGUGGAGUUUCCCCUCGACCCUGCCCUCUCAAAGAUGCUUAUAGUGUCCUGUGACAUGGGGUGCAGCGCAGACAUCCUCAUCAUUGUCUCUAUGUUGUCAGUGCCAGCCAUCUUCUACAGACCUAAGGGUCGUGAGGAGGAAAGCGACCAGGUGAGGGAGAAGUUUUCAGUCCCUGAGAGCGACCACCUCACAUACCUGAACGUCUACACGCAGUGGAAGAACAACAAUUAUUCCAGCAUUUGGUGCAAUGAUCACUUCAUCCACACCAAAGCCAUGCGCAAGGUGCGCGAGGUGCGCUCCCAGUUGAAGGAUAUCAUGGUUCAGCAGAAGAUGAACCUUAUGUCCUGUGGCUCAGACUGGGACAUCAUCAGAAAGUGCAUCUGCGCUGCUUACUUCCACCAGGCAGCCAAGCUCAAGGGCAUCGGUGAAUAUGUGAACGUGAGGACAGGCAUGCCAUGUCACCUCCAUCCCACCAGCUCCCUGUUUGGUAUGGGCUACACGCCCGACUACAUCAUCUACCACGAGCUCGUUAUGACCACGAAGGAGUACAUGCAGUGUGUCACUGCUGUGGACGGAGAGUGGCUCGCGGAGCUGGGGCCCAUGUUUUACAGCGUCAAACAAGCCGGGAAAAGCAGACAGGAGAACCGUCGGCGGGCCAAGGAGGAGCUGACCAACAUGGAGCAGGAGAUGAUGCUGGCUCAGGAGCAGCUGAGAGCGCGGCGGGAGGAGCAGGAGAAGAAGAGCAAUGCCAGCAGCGUGAGGGCGGUGAAAAUCUGCACACCCGGAAGAAAAGAGGAGGCCCCCAUGACGCCCAGACGCACCCCGGCCCGCUUUGGACUGUAAAACUCACCCUGGCUUCUUAGAGGACACUGCCAUCCAAACCCGGAUGACACCAGCACAACAAGAACAUUUCACUUCUCAUCUCCCGUCGGUCUCCUCUGCAGUUCUCGUGCAGGCCACUAGAGUGAGAACUUGUAUAAGGCUUGUCUACAUCCCAAACAACACCGCACCAAACACCUCCCUCCAGCUUCAGCAGCCACUACCAGCCCAUGAUACAUAUAAAAGGAACACAAGACCCACUGGUUUUAUUUUCUUUGUCUUUUUGUGUAUAUAUCCUAUAUUUACAUUUGCCUGCUUGACAAAAAGUUAUUUUACAUUAGAAAGGUAAAUGAAAACUUAGUUUUUUUCUCAUUCUGUCAGAGACCAACUGAGAAAAAAAACAAAAAAAAAUUCAAUGUUGUUGCUUCUUUGUGUCUGUUUACUAGUUCUUGUGUGGUGGUCCGUGUUCGUGACCUUGAAGGGCUUCUCCACAGACUGAAGCAUCGUUCAAACUGUACUUGUGGCAUAAGCGUGUACGGACUGUACAGUUGCAUUGCAAUGCACACAGCUGCCAUGCAGGCUUUGCCAGUUUGAGCUAAUUUUAAUUUUUUCCUUAGUGAACACCCUAUUCCAAUAAGGCAGAGCACUGCAGCAUUGCUUAUCAACCGUAUCAUGUUAACUGUUACAGUUUUAUGAAUCCAGUUUCCAAAAAAAACGAGAAAAAAAACCCUUUUUGCUUUGUAAUUUCUGCUUUGAGAAUUAGUUUCCAGCAAGAUCCUUUUCCUUCUCUGCUCUCUCAGACAGUCUAGAUCAGAGAUGCACCAAUCGGGUUUUCCCUAGCUGAUGGCAAUUUCCGGUUUUCUUUUAGGUCUGACCAGCUGACUCUGAUUUUUGACCCCCACCCCAUCCCCUUUCAACCCACCCCCCCAGGAACUGUAACGCAUACAAGAGGGGAAAAAAAUGUAGUGCAGGUUCUUUGAUAAAAGUAGCAACAGAAGAUGCAGGAAAUAAAACAAUAUCCUCAUUUGGCUCAUAUGUAUUAUGUUUUUCUGAUUUUUAUUUGUCUCCAAAAAAAUGCAUCAAAGUGCAUGCGGUUUGUUGAUGGGCUUACAGACUGAAAAUGAUGGAAGGUCUUUAGAUGCAUUUAAGGAAAAAGGGGGGUGUCAUAUUUUUCAGUAUUGGACCCCACCGAUGGACAGUCGGAGACGAUCAAAGAAAGACUCCCUGAUUCCGAACUCCAGCCAAUUGAUUGGUGCAUCUCUAGCUGGAAUAUCAAGCCGGUGCAGAUAAACUGUAAACAGCGUGGUGGUUCUUUCAAAGCACAUGCUUCUUUUAACAUUUGAUGUAAAUGGGAAAAAAAUAAUUAAACAUUGCCUAUUUUGUUUUUGAA
Messenger RNA from Fundulus heteroclitus (mummichog), 5376 nucleotides. RefSeq names its product DEAH (Asp-Glu-Ala-His) box polypeptide 38 (gene dhx38). Gene Ontology annotation, cellular component: spliceosomal complex; intracellular anatomical structure. Lineage: Eukaryota; Metazoa; Chordata; Actinopteri; Cyprinodontiformes; Fundulidae. The record is from RefSeq and is a predicted model, not a curated record. Gene Ontology annotation, biological process: mRNA splicing, via spliceosome. Gene Ontology annotation, molecular function: RNA binding; ATP binding. The coding region runs from base 258 to 4010 and encodes 1250 amino acids. The transcript is spliced from 27 exons.